This is a messenger RNA of Ostertagia ostertagi, 207 nucleotides long. The record is from the annotation of a GenBank genome assembly. Lineage: Eukaryota; Metazoa; Nematoda; Chromadorea; Rhabditida; Trichostrongylidae.
AUGGCCCUGAAGCCGAACCAGACCGGCUGUGUGCUGGAUGAUCAGUGUCGACGAGCCUGCGAGAGUACCGUAUGUGAGAAGACCAGCCAAGGCUCGAGAUGUAUGUGUGAAAAAGGACGUCAUUUCCUAUUCAACAAAUGCUGGAAAAAAUGCCCUGAGUUUGCAUUUCCGGAACCGGUCGUUGAUGAGCUUGGAUUCAGCAGGUAA